Messenger RNA from Striga hermonthica, 1311 nucleotides. The record is from the annotation of a GenBank genome assembly. Lineage: Eukaryota; Viridiplantae; Streptophyta; Magnoliopsida; Lamiales; Orobanchaceae.
AUGAACGAUCCUUCGCCGCUCGAAAAAUUGACGCCCCUUGACUCUCAAACUGAGCCGGUGAAAAUCUCACUCAAAGACUGUUUAGCCUGCAGUGGAUGCAUAACAUCUGCAGAGACUGUUAUGCUUGAGAAGCAAAGUUUGGAUGAGUUUCUUUCAAACCUCAACAAAGGAAAAGCUGUAAUUGUGUCCCUUUCUCCUCAGUCUAGAGCGUCUCUUGCUGUUCAUUUCGGACUUUCUCCCCUUCAGGUCUUUCGGAAACUUACAACUCUCUUGAAGUCUUUGGGUGUGAAAGCAGUAUUUGAUACCAGUACCAGUCGAGAUUUAACGCUUGUUGAGUCUUGUAAUGAAUUCCUAACACGCUUUAAACAAAAAGAUUCGGCCGAUGCUGAGAAGUCAAAAUCAUCUCUUCCUAUGAUUUCAUCGGCUUGUCCAGGUUGGAUAUGCUAUGCUGAAAAGACUCUUGGAUCUUAUAUUCUUCCGUAUAUUUCUUUGGUGAAAAGCCCGCAACAAACUAUUGGAGCUGCCAUCAAGAACCACGUAUGGGAAGAACUACAUAUCAGGCCAGAGGAGAUAUAUCAUGUUACCGUGAUGCCUUGUUAUGAUAAAAAGCUCGAGGCUGCUCGGGAUGACUUUGUCUUCCAAGUGGAUGCGGAUAGUGAGAGAGUUACAGAGGUUGACUCGGUAUUGACAACUGGAGAAGUUUUAGAUCUAAUUCAGAUGAAAUCAGUUGAUUUUACAAACUUGGAGGAAUUUCCAGUGGAUAAACAAUUGUCAAAUGUAGAUGAAGAUGACAAUCUCUAUGGUGUCCGUGGAAGCUCGGGAGGUUAUGCCGACACAAUAUUCCGACACGCUGCGAAAGCGAUUUUCGAGAAGGAAAUUGAAGGCCCUCUUGAAUUUAAGACAAUAAGGAAUGCCGAUUUUCGUGAAGUGACUCUGGAAGUAAGUGGUAAAACUGUGCUAAGAUUCGCACAGUGUUAUGGCUUUCGGAACCUUCGCAACAUUGUCACGAAAAUCAAAUCCGGAAAGUGUGAGUACCACUUUCUGGAGAUUAUGGCAUGCCCAUCAGGAUGCCUCAACGGUGGAGGUCAAAUCAAGCCGAAACCUGGUCAAUCUGCGAAAGAUUUGAUUCAGCUUUUGGAAACAGCUUAUUCCGAAAAUGUAUUAAUAGCCGACCCUUUUGAAAACCCUCGAGUCAAAAGAUUGUACGAUGAGUGGCUCGGUCAACCUGGUUCAGAGAUUGCAAAGAGACACCUUCACACGGAAUAUCACCCUGUCGUGAAGAGCAUUUCCUCUCAGCUGCAGAACUGGUGA